AUGGGUCUCGCCCAAGCACUCACGCUGCAAUCUGUUGAACGCGAAACCUCUGGGAUAUACGAAGACCCAGAAGAUGAUUCUCGUGCUUCCAGUAUCAGUACGGACGAAGCAGGCCCUGAAUCACCGUGGGAGGUUUCUUCCGACUCAGAUGUGGAGCAAACCGUAGCUCCGAAGCUACAGCAGAGUAAAAUUCCCAGGACAGUCAUCAACCCUCCGCUUCAGGAUCAUAGUGCAGCGGUUGCCGAAACAGCAUCGUUGGACUCGAUCAAGUUUCUUGUCGGUUGUCUUUGGAGGAUACCCAUUAGACGCCCUGCGCCGGUUGAUCGAGUGCGGAAACAAGCCACAGCCGAUAUGUCAGGUUAUCUCGCCUUUGAUCUCAUGCACGUUCGCGCCAAAUUCCCCAUGGUCGACGAGACGGUUGCCGCACGUCUAGCUAAAAUGAUUUCCAGACGCAGACAACUCCUGAAGUAUCGUAAUGAUCACACAAACCUCCUACAAGACGAGGCUACAGCAGAUGAUGUCCAAAAAGUGGCUCGCGACAACAAGUCAGGGCCAAUCGAGUACGGUAAAACCAGCGAGGCGACUCCAAGUGUGAAGACUCAUAGCCAUCACACGGACAUAACGAAGGCGACCACGUUUAGACCCACCGAACCCAAACCGUUACCAUUGCCAGUACCUGGGUUGUACGCGCCUUCCAUACAGUCAAUGUCUUCGGUCGCGUCCGAGCAGACCGAGAACGACAUUCCUGUCAGAGUUCCCGACCGACCUAGAGGAAAAGACGGAAGAUAUCUCGAUCAGUUCAUAUGUCCUUACUGCUUCACUGGUCAGGCCAUAACAUCUGAGCGUCGAUGGAGGUAA
Messenger RNA from Alternaria viburni, 858 nucleotides. RefSeq lists its product as uncharacterized. The coding region runs from base 1 to 858 and encodes 285 amino acids. The transcript has 2 exons. Lineage: Eukaryota; Fungi; Ascomycota; Dothideomycetes; Pleosporales; Pleosporaceae. The record is from RefSeq and is a predicted model, not a curated record.